CAGACUCUAACACGACGACGUGCGACCCGAAUUUUUGUGUUGACAUUCCCAAAACAUUUUUAGUGGGUGAGACUUUAAAAUCAACUCAUUCUCAGUAAACAAAUCCAGAAUGAAUCCUAAGCCAAGGAAGAAAUGGGAAUGUCCCACUUGCUCAAAAACCUUCACAACUAAGCGUAACCUCACACAACACGGCAUCACGCACGAUCCCUCGGCGCAAAUAAAAUGCAAAAUCUGCGGCAAGGUUUCAAAAUCCCCAGUAAGAUUAGCUGCCCACAUGAAAGGAGUCCACAGCAACCGAGAACGUUCAAAUUGCGACAUUUGUCACCGGACAUAUAGAAAUUCCUCCAGUUUACAGAGGCACGUGGACGUCGUACACGGAACGAGAGAACGAUCCCGGUUCCCAUGCACAUUUUCCGGCUGUGAGAAAACCUACCUGAACCAGGGCCAUCUUUUGGAGCAUGUGAGAGCUGAACAUGUCGAAAACCCGCUCCGAUUCAGUGCACGCUUUGCCAUAAGGAUUUUAAAUACAGAGGAAACUUGGAUGUCCACAUUCGAACUCACACGACCGAGAAGCCCUACAAUUGCGGGACUUGUGGAAGGCGUUUCGCACGAACGAAUGAUCUGCAACAACACGAGAGGACUCAUUUGGAGAAGUCUACACAGAGGACUUUUAAGUGCAACCUUUGUGCGCUUACGUUCCUUAGUAGAUCUGGUUUACGAUGGCAUGUUCGGGUUAUUCAUGAAAAUCGGAGGAGUUAUCACUGCACAUUUUGUGGAAAAAUGCUCUCGACAUGCAAUAAUUUGAUGCGCCACGUGGAGGCGGUACACCCCGCGAACAAGGAGAAGAUUCAUCCCUGCGACAAAUGCGAGUACCGGAGUCACUCGAAGGGCAAUUUAGCCGUACACAAAAGUCGGCACGAUCCUAAGAAGCAUGAAUGCUACUUUUGUGGGAAGAAUUUUGUCUCUUUUCAAAAUUUGGUACGGCACUGCGGUCCAGUUCAUACUUUGGAGCACGAGUAAUUUUCAUAACUAGUAUUUCGUUGAACUUACUGUAAAUUUACAAUUUAAUCAUUAAUUUAAAAAAUUAUAAAAUUUUUUAUUUGAAGGAGAAAUAAUUUGUUUGUAUAACUACUAGUUAGCAGU
Molecule: messenger RNA, 1143 nt
Organism: Folsomia candida
Lineage: Eukaryota; Metazoa; Arthropoda; Collembola; Entomobryomorpha; Isotomidae
Product: zinc finger protein 502-like
Exons: 3
Coding region: 110-805 (231 amino acids)
Cellular component (GO): nucleus
Source: RefSeq, a predicted model, not a curated record